AAAAGCUUAUUGUUUUACAAAUAUUGAAAAUGGUGAAGAAUGUGAGUUUAGAUGCAGUGGACCAAAAAUUAGCCUUGGCUAAGCAAUAUUCUCAUGAAGGAGUUGUUGCAGGAGCAAAAGCAGCUGUUGUUGCAUCUGUUGCUACUGCCAUUCCAAUUUAUGCUUUUGGGAAGAUGUCACCAUGGGCAAAAACCUAUCUGAAUCCAACAGCUAAAGCUCUCAUUAUCUCAACAGCUGCUGGGAUGGCAUAUUUUGUUGUAGCUGAUAAGACUAUUCUCAAAAUAGCAAGGCAAAACUCCUUCAAACAAAACUAAUUAAGGGUCACAAUUGAAUUAAUCAACUAUUUUAAGUAUUAAUUUAGAGUAUAUCUAAUAUCAACAUUAUUAAUGUAAUUUUGUUUAU
Messenger RNA from Solanum tuberosum (potato), 402 nucleotides. Its product is annotated as early nodulin-93-like. The record is from RefSeq and is a predicted model, not a curated record. Bases 30 to 314 code for a protein of 94 amino acids. Lineage: Eukaryota; Viridiplantae; Streptophyta; Magnoliopsida; Solanales; Solanaceae. The transcript has 3 exons.